AUGUUUCCGGCAAUCGAUUUGCUCGCCCUCCACCUUGCUGUGGGACUGGCUUUCCCGAUCAGAUGGUGCUUCGGGACAUGACGAACUACCGGCAUUUCCACGUGGUGUGAGACUGUUCGACCAAUGCCAACGCUGUUCUCGGCCAUAUAAAGAAUCUAGUGUCAGCACGCUUUCGACUUCAUCCUCGAGCAUCCCCAAUCACAUUCGCUCAGAUUCAAUUACAACCGGGGCUCAAGAUGCCAGUAUUCUCUCGUUUGGCCGUGGCCGUUCAGCUCUUCGGUGUUAUCCUUACUCCUGCUCUUGCUGCAGCGACCGCGCAAGAAUAUGAUUAUGUUAUCGUUGGUGGAGGUGUUACUGGUUUGGUUGUGGCAAACCGUCUGACAGAAGACAGUGGUGUGUCUGUUUUGGUCAUUGAAAGUGGUGAAUCAGUCGACAGUCCCGGAAAUAUGAUUCCUUUUAAGGCCAAUGAUCUUACCAGUGCCAAUGGCCUGAUGUGGGAUGGCCUCACAUCCCUUCCUGAGCCUGGUCUAGGUAACUCGACAUAUAACGUCCUAGUUGCCAAAGUCCUCGGUGGUGGUUCAGUCGUGAAUGGGAUGGUCUACGAUCGUGGCUCUGCUGCUGACUACGAUGCUUGGGAGGCUCUAGGCAACGACGGAUGGGGCUGGGCAGGAAUGGAACCUUUCUUCAAGAAGGGUACUACCUUCCAGCCUCCUUCUGCCGCUAUCGCCGAGGCUUUCAACAUCACCUGGGAUCCCGACACAUAUGGCAAUGGUCCUCUAGCUGUCAGUAUCACCGACACCCAGUAUCCGGAUAUCAAGGACUACUGGGCAGCAUGGAAAGCUACCGGUAUUCAUGUUCCAGAGGAUGGUAACAACGGUGAGGCAUACGGCCCUUCUUGGUAUGCCAAUACCAUGGACAAGAAAACUGGUCGCCGGGCACACGCACGCUACGCGUACAUCGACCCUAUCUCUCAGCGAACGAAUUUGAACAUCCUGACCAGGGCCACCGCCCAAAAGGUCAUUUUUGACAACAGCCUAACCGCCACCGGUGUCGAGAUUAUUGAUGCCACUGGCAAGACCUCAGUGGUAAAUGCCAAGAAAGAGGUCGUCCUCGCCGCUGGUGCUAUCCAGACCCCGAAGCUGCUUCAGCUCAGUGGAGUGGGUCCCAGGCCAGUCUUGGAGGCUGCAGGCGUGACGGUGAAGGUCGAGCUCGAUGCGGUCGGUUCCAACUUCCAGGACCACCCUUACGCCACCGUGGUCUUCAACACUACAUCUGUUCACUCCCCUAGCCCCAACUCGCUGAUGACUAACGCCACAUUCAACGCUUCUGCCUGGGCUCAAUAUGAAGCCGACAAGACUGGUCCUUAUACGGUCGCCCGUGGAAAUGCUCUUGCAUUCAUCUCCCUGCCUGAUAUGACUUCGGACGUCAGUGCAGUUGUUGAUAGCCUGAACAGCCAGCAAGAUGAUUCAUACCUCCCGGGCUUCUACAAGGGCAACGAGAAGCUGCUGAAGGGGUUCGCUGCACAGAAGAAGGUCAUCGCUGGUCUCUUCCAGCGCAAAGACGCCGCUGUUGCCGAGUUCCCUGUCCCUGCUGAUGGCUCUUACGGCCUCGUUGGUGUCGAGAAGCCCCUGUCCCGUGGUUUCGUUCACAUCAAUGCUGAGAACCCGACCGGAUCUCCCGACAUCAUCCACAACGCCUUUGUCAACCCUAUCGACAGGAGCGUCAUGGCGAUUGGCCUUCGCUUCUUCCGCACUGUCUGGGCUCGGCCCGAACUCAAGGAGUACAAGAUCAGCGAGACGGUUCCUGGUGCUCAGUACACCUCUGAUGAUGACAUUUUCUCUGCUCUCCUUGCCUCAGGAUUUUUGUCACCUACCCUUGCGCAUCCUUCUGGAUCCUGUCCCAUGAUGCCUGAGAACGAUGGUGGCUGUGUCAGCGACAAGCUCCUGGUCUAUGGCACAACGCAUCUUUCCAUUGUUGACGCCUCUAUCAUUCCUAUCAUCCCUUCGUGCCAUUUACAAGCUACCGCUUACGGUAUUGGAGAGAAGGCUGCUGCUAUAAUUAAGAGCAGAGCAUAGGCUUGUCGACCUUCGUUUGAGCCAAAGCUUCUCAUAUACAUUAAAUUAUAAGCACGUUCUGACACUGAUCCGAUUCUGUGUUUGUGACUCCUAAAGUGAACCCAUGACACGUGAUGUACAAGGUUGUGUCGCUCGGUGGGGCAGUCCUAUUGUGGUGGGCCGUGACAUCCGCAGGCCAUCGGUCACAUAACACCGAGCCGUGC
Boeremia exigua is the source of this 2278-nucleotide messenger RNA. RefSeq names its product choline dehydrogenase-like protein. The coding region runs from base 237 to 2075 and encodes 612 amino acids. Gene Ontology annotation, biological process: secondary metabolite biosynthetic process. The record is from RefSeq and is a predicted model, not a curated record. Gene Ontology annotation, molecular function: flavin adenine dinucleotide binding; oxidoreductase activity, acting on CH-OH group of donors. The transcript is spliced from 2 exons. NCBI's taxonomy places the organism in Eukaryota, Fungi, Ascomycota, Dothideomycetes, Pleosporales, Didymellaceae.